Messenger RNA from Aphidius gifuensis, 1329 nucleotides. RefSeq names its product putative exonuclease GOR. Gene Ontology annotation, cellular component: nucleus. Gene Ontology annotation, molecular function: nucleic acid binding; exonuclease activity. The record is from RefSeq and is a predicted model, not a curated record. The transcript has 3 exons. Bases 1 to 1329 code for a protein of 442 amino acids. Lineage: Eukaryota; Metazoa; Arthropoda; Insecta; Hymenoptera; Braconidae.
AUGCCGCGAAUAAUUAUGAAAAGUGGUGUUUGUAAAAAUACAGAAAGUGAAAUUUUUAGGACAACCAGGAUAAAAUGUAAAAAAAACCAGGGAAGUCGUAUUGCAUCAUUGAUUUAUAAAAGAUCAAAUAGUGUUAAAUCAAAUGAUGCGAUACUAAUAUUCCAUUUAAGAAAAUAUAUAUUAAAUGGAAUAGACUUAGUAAACUUUGGUUAUCCUGUUGAAUCGACGUAUUAUCCUGGUUGUGCUAUUAUUGUGAGUAAAGAACAACAUCGUCCACACUCACGUGUUAACAAUCAAAAUAAUAAUAACUAUGAAAAGAACUCACAAAAACGUAGUCUUAACGUAAAUGCUGGUAGUGGUAGUACAUCAAGUUCAGUUGUGAAUUCUGAUAUUGAUCAAGAAUCUUCAUCAGAUAGUGAUAAAUUUUUGGGGUCUAUUCAAUCGUCAUCAUCAUCUUUAUCACAUUGGUUGGGUGACUCAUGUGAAAAUUUACGUUCAAGUCCAAUAACAUGGAAUAAUAUUGAUCAAACACAAACUGUUGAUCAUUAUUGUGUUCGUUGUUUCAAAAACUUUUUAAUAAACCGUGAAACAAAUGUGUAUAUUACAAAAGAUAAAUGCAUAUAUCAUUGGGGAAAAUUACGUAAUUAUCAUAACUCAAGUGAUUCUAAAUGGAACUGUUGUGAUGGUGAUGAAAAUUCAAGUGGUUGUACUGAAGGAAAUAUGCAUGUGUGGACUGGCAUAACUCAAGGUUUUAAUGGACCAUUUGAUGGAUAUUUACGGACAAAACCAUCACGUGUAAUUUCAUGGGACGAUAAUUAUGGUGUUUAUGCGCUUGAUUGUGAAAUGUGUUUUACUAAAAAUGGUCUUGAAGUUGUUAAAGUGAGUGUUGUUGAUAUUAAAAAAAAUAUUGUGUAUGAUACACUGGUUAAACCAGAUAGUGAAAUUAUUGAUUAUAAUACAAGGUUUAGUGGUAUUACAGAAAGUAUGUUAAAAAAUACAAAAAAAACUUUAAAAGAUGUGCAAAAAGAUUUAUUGUCAUUUAUAAGUGCUGAAACAAUACUCAUUGGUCAUGGUUUAGAAAAUGAUUUAAAAGCAUUAAAAAUAUUACAUUCGAUGGUUAUUGAUACGUGUGUUGUGUUUCCUCAUUUUUUGGGUUAUCCAUUUAGAAGCAGUUUAAAAACAAUUGCAAAAAAAGUAUUGAAAAAACAAAUACAACUAAGUAAACAUGAUUCGAUUGAAGAUGCUAAAAUUGUUGUUGAUUUAUUAUUGGCAAGAGUUGAACAUGAUAAAACAAUAUCAUUACAUAUAACUUUUAAUAGAUUUCAAUAA